Molecule: messenger RNA, 808 nt
Organism: Musa acuminata subsp. malaccensis (wild Malaysian banana)
Lineage: Eukaryota; Viridiplantae; Streptophyta; Magnoliopsida; Zingiberales; Musaceae
Product: membrane-anchored ubiquitin-fold protein 3
Molecular function (GO): protein binding
Source: RefSeq, a predicted model, not a curated record
UCUUGUUGGUUUGAUUAAUCUGACGAUUCCUUGUCUUUAAUUUCCGUUUUCCUCAUAUUAUCUAUCUUCUUGCGAUCGAACGCUGCCCUUCUUGAACCCUAACCCUCCACCUGUGGAUCUCUAAUCUCAAGAUCCCCCUCAUUGAUCCCGCUCCCGCGUUCCUGGGAUCUCCUCCUCGGUUGCUUUCGCUUCUGGAUCCCGACGUCCCCGCUAGCUUGCGCUGCGAAAGAUCGGAGAGAGCAAAUGCCAGACGAGGAUCUGAUCGAGCUCAAGUUUCGGCUGUAUGAUGGAACGGACAUCGGCCCGAUCCGCUACUCUGCUUCUUCCACCGUCGCCAUGCUCAAGGAAAGGAUAAUAUCCGAGUGGCCGCGAGACAAGAAGAUUAUACCAAAGGUGGCUAAUGAUGUCAAAUUGAUAAGUGCUGGCAAAGUAUUAGAGAACAACACAACAAUUGCCCAGUGCAGAUCACCUUUUGGUGAACUUCCUUCAGGGGUUGUCACCAUGCAUGUUGUUGUGCAACCGUCGUUGACUAAAACUAAAACAGAAAAGAAGGUGGACAAGUUGCCGAAGAAGAGUGCCUGUUCUUGCUCUAUAUUGUAGAGCAAGGAUGUAUCGGUAAUGUUUGGUUGGCAGCAAUAGAGUAUCAUCUGUGAAACCCCUGGUGGUAAGCAGAAACCACUUGGGGCAGAUGUUUUCUUUUCUUAGGGGCCAAAGUUGUCUUUUCUUGUGUAUUCUGUUGCGCAGAUCGAGUUGGUGGACGGCUUGACUAUUUGUCUUAAAGCAGGUAAGUCUGAGCAGAGUAUUAUUA